UCGCACUCGGCUGCUCAUCAGCAGCUACUCGCAGAUUACGCCUUCGCGUUGCACCUGGGCCUCGCUACUGCUGCUACAGACAACUGUGGGACACCCCUGCAGCACGGCACUGCACGCGACAAAGUCGCUGAGCCGAAAAUAGCGCGGGAGGCGAACCUGCAAACAAAAAGUCAGGGAGAGGACCUGCUACAAAAUCAACGCCGUCGGCGCAAGAUCCAGCCAGAAGACCGGAAAAGAACGCCGCCGGGGAGAGCGAAGCCAAACAGAGCCGAGCAAAGAUGCUGGGCCCGAGCGGCGAGUUCGUCGAGUUGCGCGUUUCCGGCGUCCCCUGUCUUCGAAGCGACGCGCCCGAGGCGCACCUCACACAGGCACGAGCUGCCCUUCAACAUCAUGUGGGCGAGAUUAAAGCAGGUCGGCUGGACCUGGAAGCAGGGCUCCGGCCUCCACCCCUACUCGUACUUCCGGCCGGGCGCGAACACGUCGCUCCGCAAGGGCGCGCUCGAGGGCCGGGACUACUUCUCGACGGAGGCGGCGGUCGUCCAGUUCGUCAAGUCGCGGCGGAUCAACGGCCUCCGGGGCAGGAUCGGCGCCGUGGGCGAGGACACGCGGCGGCGAGCCGCAGAGGAUGACGCGGCGCUCGAGGCGGCGCGCGAGCGGGAGCGCGCGGGGCGCCGGACGUACCGCCUCGUCUACGGCGGGCGCUUCGGCGCGUGGCCCGUGCUGUCGGGCCGGGAUUUGAGAUCCGCACCCCUCACGGACUUAAGGGAGGGCGACGGCGCGGUGGCGCCGGGCGGCGCGGCGACGCCGCGGGGAGGGUGGGUCCACGUCGUGGCCUGUGUGGAAAUCAACCAGUGUGGCGGGUGCGUCGUCGAUGGCGUGGAGGUCGACGCGAACGCGCCGUAAAUUCUGAUUUCCACACAGGUCGUCGCCGUCAAGCGCGCCGACGGGACCGAGGAGGAGCUCGCGCGGGCGGGCUUCUGCCGCCUCGACGCGACGGACGACGGGCGGCGCCAGCUCUACCAGGACGGCGAGCAGCCGCGGGCCGGCGUCGUGCGCGUGUCCGCGGCGCUGCUCCAGCGCUGCGAGGCCGCGGCCGACGACGCUGCCCGCGCGGCCGUUGCGCGCGAGCUCUCGGGCCCGCGCUGCGGCUUCGACGCUGCGCGCGCGGGCCUAUUUUUGGAGGCGCUGGCGGCGCGCGCGCGGCGCGCGCAAAUCGCGGCGUCGCCGGCGCCGGCGCCGAGCGUGCCCCCGGUGCCAAAAACCCCUGCGGCGCCGACGGGCAGCUCCAUCCAGCCGUCGCGGUCUUACGUGCACGCGCCCUUCGCCAACCCCCGCGCCAAGUCCUGCUGGCUCUCGUGCGCGUUUCAAGUAUUGUGGCACUCGCGUGCGUGGCACACGUGCUUCGAGGCGGCCCUGGAGGCGGGCGCGCUCGAGACCAGUGAAUGGGACACGCCCGGCGCGCCGAAGAUCGAGGCCCUCGUGGACACGUGGCGCGAGUACCGCCAGACGCUCGCGUCGCACGCGCCGCCGCCGCCGAAGAAGGCUAGAAUCGGGGCCUCGGUGGACACGGUGCCCGACCUCGACCAGGCGGACAGCGUCUCGCCGGCGCGGCUGGCCGAGGCCUUCGCGCCCGAGGGCGACCGCCACGGCUUCGGCGACACGAGCGACGCGCUCUCGGCCGUGCAGCGGGCGCUGGACCACCCGAAUGUCCCGUCGCAAGCGCGCUGCCUCUCCGAUUUGUACCGCAUCCAGCCCGUGCCCUGGGGCGACGGCAUCGACACGGCGCGGGUCCAGGCAUUAUUGGUGCACGCCCUGGCGACGCCGCUCGCCGCCGCGCCCGAGACGCCGCGGCCCGGUGCGCCGGCACGGCCGCGGCGGGGACGGUCCACGGGCGCCGCCACGGUGACACCGCCGCCGGUCGUUCGGGCCGGGGCGUCCAUCAUCGCCCUCGACCUCGCCUGGCCGCCGACGCGCGACGCGGCUCGGAUCGAGGCGCUCGCACGCGCCUUCACACCGCAGCCCGACGCGCCCAUCGCCCUCUACGCGCUCGUCUGCUACUGCCACCGGCUUCAGCACUACGUAGCCUACGUCAAGCGGCAGACGAGCGACGCGUUCCUCUUUUUCAACGACCUGCCGCACCUGUCCGGCGGCGCGCGGCCGAGCCGCGGGUCCAAGAGCAAGUAUGCAAACGCUGCGUCCGACGGGCCGCCGGAAAUGCGGGCCGCCGUCACGUGGGACGAGGCGGUGCGGACGUGCGGGAGGCAACACCUCCAGCCGCGGCUCGUGCUCUAUGAAGACGCCUCCCACCCCUCCGUCGCGCGGGCGCUGGACGCCAUCGGCGGGCGCAAGUAGUGUACUUAACUAUCUAUAAAGACU
Pelagomonas calceolata is the source of this 2376-nucleotide messenger RNA. NCBI's taxonomy places the organism in Eukaryota, Pelagophyceae, Pelagomonadales, Pelagomonadaceae. The record is from the annotation of a GenBank genome assembly.